AUGAAGUCCUCUAACAAACCGAGUUUACGGGAGCCAUCUGAAUCGAACCCGCGUCCAACUCGCAUUGGUCCACAGAAGGCAAACGAGCCAACCGACCAGGGUAGUCCCUAUGAACGCUUCCUUGCUCUCCUUAGAGCCGAUGGCUUUGACGACAUUCAAGCACUGUUGCUCCCCCCAACAGACCCUCCGAGUGUGCCAAAACACCUGGCCUCUAGUAGGUCGGAAAUGCAGGCCGCAGCGGAUCCGAGACCAGCUAUUAAACGCGCAAAACUAGAAGCUUCAAGAUUCCCAUCAAGAGGUCAACUGCGUAAAGUGUACUCCCUGCCUUCGGAAAAACAGACAUCUUCGAAGUCCACUGUUGGCGCCGUUUGCGGUCAGCUUCCUCCAGCCAUCCCUGUUGUCGAUCGAGUCCCUACUGAAACUACUGUUUCAAGACCCCGCAGUUUACUCCCUUUACCUGUAUCGAACGAAUUACCCCACGGAAACUCGAGACUCCCUGACGUCCCUCCUCCACAAUACAGGGUUUUUCACACCUUAAUUUUUCCCGAUCGGGGAGGCAUUUCCGCACCAAGUCUUUCAAGGACAAGUUUUAGUUCGUCGGAAUUGCGGAAAGCCUCCAUUGAACAACCAAAUCGGCCAAAUUCCGUGAAAAUUGGCGAUAUUGAGCCCCCGGGAAAUUUCUCCCCUGAGACAACUCAAUUCCCGCCAUCGACUUUACCCGAGCCUAUUCCAGUUCAAGAUGCCGCGGUUGGAGCCGAUGCGCGGGGGUUGUCUUCUCAUGUUGUUUCCCCAGCUACUACUCUAGACGAAAACAGUAGAAUAGUGAAUGACGAUAGGGCAUUGCCUGCUACCACCUUUGAUGCAGAAAGAAGCGAAGAUUGUAGCCGGCAGGAUCAGAACCUGAGCGAACCUCUGUCAGACCCGUCCGACCACAACUGCGUCAUGCCCAGUGCUUUCAACAUCGACCAGAAGACCACAGAGCGCAUCGUCGAAGUGCUGAAGGACGUGGAACGCUUGGGUGGUGCACCCCUCGACGGCAAAUCUGCAGCGCCAAAAUCACUGAAUGUGAAGAGACGUCUUGAUGGAGACAUGGAUUCCGUCGUCAUCGAUCCCAUCGCGGACGAGGAGUGCCUGAUCGGCUGUGCUCCUGAUAACUCAACGGAGCUUCAAAGGAAUGAGACUUUGGAUAAAAAGCUCCAGCUGGAGAUGAUUGAGAAGGUACAGGCGCCGUCGUAUGCGUCAAUGAAUUCCAAGCGAAAGAACCUCCCUACAUUUGCUAAGAAACAGGAAAUCCUUAAACUCGUUGACGAGAAUCAAGUUGUGGUUGUAAGCGGCGAGACGGGCUGCGGCAAGACCACGCAACUGCCUCAAUACCUGCUCGAGCACGCCGUGCUUCGAGGUCGUGGGUCGACGACGCGCGUGGUCGUCACCCAGCCACGACGCAUAUCAGCCAUCUCGGUGGCGGAGCGUGUGGCCGCAGAGCGUGGCCAGCGUCUGGGCGAGGAUGUCGGCUACCAGAUCCGUCUGGAGGCGGUCGCGCCCAGGCGCUCCCAGGGCUCCAUCCUCUUCUGCACCACCGGCAUCGUGCUGCAGUGGUUCCACUCGGAUCCCUUGCUUAAGUCUGUCAGCCACGUGGUUGUGGACGAGGUGCACGAGCGUGAAAUGCUCGGCGACUUCCUCUUGGCGAUGCUGAAGCGGAUCCUCCCGCAGCGUCCGGAUCUGCGCGUUAUUCUCAUGUCGGCGACCCUGAACUCGGUGAAGUUUUCGCAAUUUUUCGGUGAGUUCUAA
Molecule: messenger RNA, 1788 nt
Organism: Mesocestoides corti
Lineage: Eukaryota; Metazoa; Platyhelminthes; Cestoda; Cyclophyllidea; Mesocestoididae
Source: the annotation of a GenBank genome assembly